AAUUCGAAGCUUUUAGAGCCCGAAGAAAAAGCCCUAUGCCGUUAUAUCGACCGCCUUAAUAGUAUUAACCUUACGAUUCGACCUAAGUUUAUUACUAAUACUAUAGAUACGAUUCUAGAGGCGCGUCUCGAUACUAAAAAAGGCUGCCCCGCCCCUACCGUUAGUUAA
This is a messenger RNA of Sodiomyces alkalinus F11, 168 nucleotides long. RefSeq lists its product as hypothetical. The transcript has a single exon. Lineage: Eukaryota; Fungi; Ascomycota; Sordariomycetes; Glomerellales; Plectosphaerellaceae. The record is from RefSeq and is a predicted model, not a curated record. The annotation marks the transcript as partial.